Molecule: messenger RNA, 1805 nt
Organism: Myxozyma melibiosi
Lineage: Eukaryota; Fungi; Ascomycota; Lipomycetes; Lipomycetales; Lipomycetaceae
Exons: 4
Coding region: 251-1774 (507 amino acids)
Molecular function (GO): NADP binding; N,N-dimethylaniline monooxygenase activity; flavin adenine dinucleotide binding
Source: RefSeq, a predicted model, not a curated record
CUGAGACGAUGAGCGGCCCAUGCGCUCCUCUGCGCGGCUUAUCCGGCACGGUCCACUCAAAGAACUUAAACUCCGGCGGCCAACACGCGAUUCUGUCGGAUAUUGGCGUGCUGGGAUUUGUUCCUGGGAAGUUUUAAUUGUGUUUAAACCCGUCAAUUGCCCCGCUGUGUGCUUUUUUCUUGAAGAAUACAGUGUGCUUUUUCUUGAAGAGUACAGGGUUGGAAGAGAUUGAAGGACUGUGAAUAUAGAGAUGUCUGAGCCGACGAAGAUCAAAAGAGUUGCUGUCAUUGGUGCCGGGGCAAGUGGACUAGCAGCAGCCAAGGCGUUGGUAGAAGAGCAAGCUUUUGACGAGAUCAAGAUAUUCGAGCGGAAUGCGGUGGCAGGCGGGUUGUGGAAUUACAAUGAUUUCACUGAUAAAGAGAUAACGGUGCCGUCGUUGGACACGGAGGCGCAGUUCGCGCCGGCGAAGGAUGGGGAGGGGAAGGUGGUUGGGUGGCCUACUGCUGCGUAUGAUAGUUUGACCACGAACGUUCCGGGAGAAAUUAUGAUGUAUCUCAACCCAGCAUUCAAAAGAGAAGGAACGCUAUUUCUGUUUCGACAACAUGUCGCGGAUUUUCUACAGACCUUUGCUGAUCAAGAGGGGAUCCAGAGUCUGAUCAGAUACAACACGAAUGUUGUGGAUGUUCGGAAAGUCGAUGGUGAAUGGAUAAUCACCUACGUCGACGCUGGAUCUUCAAUUGAGCAGAAAGAGAAGUUUGAUGCGGUAGUGGUGGCGUCAGGGUACUUUAAUGUUCCGUUCAUACCAAAAGUCAAGGGAUUGGAAGAGUACAGCAAGAACUUCCCCGGUCGGGUGACGCAUGCAAAGGCGUUUCGAAAGCCGGACGAGUACAUCGGUAAGACGGUGUUGGUGGUCGGAAACGCGGCGAGCGGGACUGAUAUCGCGAAUCAGCUUGUGCUGGUUACGGGGAAGCAGAUAUACAAGUCUGUUAGGAGCGAGUCGACUGCGCCGGGAGAGCCGGACAGCCGGAUUGCUGAGAUUGGCGAGGUUGUGGAGUAUAAGCCUGAUGGGAGUAUUGUGGUUGCGGACGGACAGGUGUUGACGGAUAUCGAUGCGGUUAUAUAUGCAACUGGAUAUCUGCGGACUCUGCCGUUUCUCUCAGAGAUCAACAAGAGCGACCACCCUUUGAUUACAGAUGGCGCUUUUGUUCACAGUCUGUAUUUACACUUUAUCUACACCCAAGACCCGACUCUAGCACUACUUGGAACUCUACGGUUUGUUCUGCCGUUUCGAGUAUCGCAAGCGCAAGCGUGCUAUAUAGCCCGCGUGUGGUCCGGUCGACUGGGGUUACCGCCCAAGGCGAUCAUGGAGCACUAUGUCUGGAAGCGGUUCCAGGAGGUGGGUAACUCGUCGUCGUUCCACGACUGGAUGUAUCCACUAGACGCUGAUUUCUGCGAAUGGGUGUACGCGCUCUGCAAGCUGGUUGAUCCGGAGGAAAAGAAAGGGUACUUCCCGCGGCGGUGGCCGGCUAGCGAGCGCACGAUACGGAAGGGCGCAGGGAAGCUGAAGACGGCGUUUACAAAGUGUCUGGUGGACAAGGAUAGACUGGCGGUUGAUCUCGACGAGCUGCGCCGGGAGGGGUAUUUUGAGGGGGAGCUGGAGGCGGACGAGGAUGAGCCUGAUUUUAGUAAGUUUGGGAAGGUAGUUGCUGGGCCGGAGGGGUAUACGGAGGAGGAGGUUUUGGAGGCGGUGGCAGAGAUGAGCAAGAGCGGGUAGAUAGAAGAUAGAAUAGAAGUAGUCAUAGCAG